AUGACAAGACUCAAUCUGCUAAUGCUAGCAGCACUGACCGUGCUGAGCAGCAACCGGGCCAUGGGCGACGAGGCCAAGCCCACCAUCAAGCUGCCUGCAUUUGAGCCCUAUGCGGUCGAUGGUGCCGCUAUGUGGGAGCAGUUCACUGACUCGAGCGCGUCUCGCUGGCGGCGUAGCCAGGCUGAGAAGAAGGGCGAGGAGGGCCUGCGCUAUGACGGCGAGUGGGAAGUUGAGGAGCUGACCAAGCUGGCGGGUAUCGAGGGCGACAAGGCACUGGUGGUCAAGAGCGAGGCUCGCCACCACGCCAUUUCGGCCAAGCUUGAUAAGACAUUCGACCCGGCCACUGAUGGCAUGGUGUUCCAGUACGAGGUCAAGCUGCAGGAGAGCCUGGGGUGCGGCGGUGCGUACGCCAAGCUACUGACCACGCCGUUUGCCGGCGAGUUCAGUGACGCUACUCCGUACACGAUCAUGUUUGGUCCUGACAAGUGCGGUGAGAGCAAGAUCCAUCUCAUCUUCCGGCACAAGAACCCGAUCACCGGCGAGUACACUGAGCACCACCUGGACCAGCCGCCGAUGCCGCCAGUAGACCACCUGUCGCAUCUGUACACCCUGGUGAUCCAUCCGAACAACACAUUCAACAUGCUGGUAGACAACGUCGAGAAGCGCACUGGCAGUCUGCUGGCUGACUUUGUGCCGCCAGUCAACCCGCCCAAGGAAAUCGUCGACGAGAACGACAAGAAGCCAGAGGACUGGGUUGACGACGCCGAGAUCCCUGAUCCUAAGGCCAGAAAGCCGGAGGACUGGGACGAGGAUGCGCCGCUGCUGAUUCCUGACGAGGAGGCUGAAAAGCCUAAGGGCUGGCUUGAAGACGAGCCGCUGAUGGUGCCGGCGCCCGACGCCGAGAAGCCCGCGGACUGGGACGAUGAAGAGGAUGGCGAUUGGUCGCCGCCGCUCGUGCCCAACCCCAAGUGCGAGGACGCCCCUGGGUGCGGCCCGUGGGAGCGGCCCAUGAAGCGCAAUCCUGAGUUCAAGGGCCAGUGGAGCGCACCGCUGAUCGAAAACCCGCUGUACAAGGGCCAGUGGGCGCCGCGCAACAUCCCGAACCCGGCGUUUUUUGAGGACCUGGAGCUGUACAAGUUGAACAAGAUCGACGCUGUCGGCUUUGAGCUCGCCGACGUUGCUUCUCAGAUCGCCAAGGACGUGUGGGCGCCCAAGCUUGCUUCUGAAAACGAGGUUGAGGUGGCCACGCGCCCCAAGCCGCCUCCUGCCCCCAAGCCGCAGAUGCCGCCGGUUCUCGACAUGUUCAAGGCGCGCUUUGUCGAGGUCAUCGACAGCAUUCACGCCUUCUACGAGGAAUUCACCAACGAGGGCAUCAUCUCGGCUCUGCGCAACGAGCGCCAUGGUGCCUUUGGCAUCCUGAUGUUGGCGGCUGGCCUGAGCUGGAUGAUGUGGAACAUCGUGCUGGUCUUUGGCUUUGUGAGCCGGAUCUGGAGGGAGACCACACCCAGGGCUCCUGGUGCGGGUGCUGCCGCCGCCGGUUCUGGAGAUGCCGCCGAGGGAUCCUCGACUGGUCGUGCUGCCGCUGCUGCCACCACUGCCACCAAGCGCAGCGCGAAAAAGUCAGAGUAAAAUCAACGCAAAACCUACAGCCAACCGGUUUGGGAGUGACGUUUCUUGGCGGUGCCUUCUCCGCAUGCGGCCUUGCUUCGCUUCACCUUUACUUUUCUCACAUUGUCUCAAUUAAAAACACUUUACCCCUUUUUUGCAUUUCGAUUGACAGAUGGGAGGAGAGAACAGCAAAUUGGCCUUCCGCAAGUGUGUGUUCCGCCUGGCCGAGCAGCGAGUACGUUCAUUAGACUCUGCCCAGCAUGCAUGUCUGCCUUUGACACCACCUGUUUCUAACCAGCCCUUUCUCUUGCU
Molecule: messenger RNA, 1920 nt
Organism: Linderina pennispora
Lineage: Eukaryota; Fungi; Kickxellomycota; Kickxellomycetes; Kickxellales; Kickxellaceae
Product: Calreticulin-domain-containing protein
Exons: 3
Coding region: 1-1629 (542 amino acids)
Biological process (GO): protein folding
Cellular component (GO): endoplasmic reticulum membrane; endoplasmic reticulum
Molecular function (GO): calcium ion binding
Source: RefSeq, a predicted model, not a curated record